AAAGUAGACACUCUUUAAAACAAAUCCAGUACUCAAAACAUUGUCCUUAAAUGAGUAAUGAGGUGGCGACACCUAAUUGGUGGCAGUAAUGGAACGAACAUAAAUGCCACGUCAUAUUCAUCCAACUGCAUGUCCUUUCUUGCUGUCUUUCCAAAACGGCUGCCUAUGAGAGAGAGAGAGAGAGAGAAUUUUUUUAAUUUAUUCCUCUGAAAUCCAAUCCGGCAAUCCCUCAUCAAAACGCACAGCAUAGUGUGUUUUUGUGAUUGUGUAAGAUGGGGAGGAAAAGGAGCUCUCCGGCGACUGUGAUGUUUGGAUGGGUUAGGAGGCAGUCCAUGAAGGUCAAGGUCUUUCUGGGAGCAUUGCUUGGGCUUUGUGCUUUGGUGGCAUUGAGAAUUACCAUCAAAGAUCACAAAUAUUUCUACGUUGCCUCUGAAGCCAUUCACGCUGCAGGAAUUAUUGUUCUCAUUUACAAGCUCACCACCCAGAAGACAUGCUCUGGUCUUUCACUGAAGUCUCAAGAACUCACUGCUAUGUUCUUAGCUGUAAGAAUGUUCUGUAGUACCAUAAUGGAGGGUGAUAUUCACACAUUCCUAGAUCUAACUACCUUCCUUUCAACAUUAUGGGUUAUAUACAUGAUACGCUUCAAGUUAAAAUCAACAUACAUUAAAGAGCUAGACAACUUUCCCUUAUAUUUUGUGGUUGUUCCUUCUGCUAUCCUUGCCUUCUUUAUCCGCCCUUACACAGUAAAUUCUCAUCUACGUCGAAUCUUUUGGGCAUUUGGUGUUUACAUGGAAUCUGUUUCAGUGCUGCCUCAGCUCCGUUUGAUGCAAAAUGCUAAGAUGAUCGAACCAUUCACAGCCCAUUACGUAUUUGCAUUGGGUGUUUCAAGAUUUCUGUCGUGUGCUCAUUGGAUUAUUCAGAUUUAUGCGACUAGAGGGAGGUAUCUAUACAUGUUUGGGAGUGGCAACUCCUGGGUACUCGCGGCAUUCAUUGCAGAAAUGGUUCAAACAUUCAUAUUGACCGACUUCUGUUACUAUUACAUAAGGAGUUUCAUGCAAGGCCAGUUGAUAAUGAGAAUGCCCAUUUAGACUUCAAUAUCUCAUGGUCUCUUACAGAGUGGAUGUCCUCAUUUCUGAUCAUCGAUUGUCUUUCUUUUUCUCUAGUUUAUCCUUCUUGUGUUUUUUGUUUAUUUGAACUUGGAGGAACUGAAAUACCCAAAAUUUUGGUGGUAUGUUUUUAUAUUACAGACAGUAAUAUAAAAACAUGUACUUCAUAAUGUGGGAAUACCAUCUCCGUUAUUCAAAAUCUUAACUUUAUCAACUUCUCUUAUA
Molecule: messenger RNA, 1331 nt
Organism: Ziziphus jujuba (common jujube)
Lineage: Eukaryota; Viridiplantae; Streptophyta; Magnoliopsida; Rosales; Rhamnaceae
Exons: 6
Coding region: 273-1088 (271 amino acids)
Biological process (GO): protein retention in ER lumen
Cellular component (GO): membrane
Molecular function (GO): ER lumen protein retrieval receptor activity
Source: RefSeq, a predicted model, not a curated record